Stylonychia lemnae is the source of this 4263-nucleotide messenger RNA. NCBI's taxonomy places the organism in Eukaryota, Ciliophora, Spirotrichea, Sporadotrichida, Oxytrichidae. The record is from the annotation of a GenBank genome assembly.
AUGUUUCAUAAAUAGCCAACUUGCAAAUCUCUUUUGCUUAGUACUCCUUAGAACCCAGUUCUAGAGAAUCUAGAUUAAAAGCAACAUCCACUACUUGGAGGUAAUAUCACUUAUAAUAUCACAUGGCUUUCAAAUCAAAUAAGUAAUGUUACGAAUCAAUUGCUACCAAUAAGUAGUCCAAGAAUCCAUUCUAGUAUUAGAUUGGAUAAACAAAUGUAUCUUCCAAAUGAUGUUGUCUUCAUUGAAGUCUUGUUAUUUAAUUCGCUUAACAAGACACCCGUAGCUAUUUAGCCGCUGAACCCUAAAGAUCCUAGGUAUCAGUACUAUAAUUUGUCGAUUGAAAUAAAAAACUCCUCUGAUUUUAGAGUUUAUAGCAAAUUUGUAUAAGCAAAUACUUCAACUGUGGUGCUAUCAUUCAAAUUGCCUUCAACGUUAGAAGAUGGAUCCUACUUGGUAAUGGCUUAUAAUUCAAAAGUUGCCAUGUCUACUAUGAAUUUUACAGUAUAAAACUUACCAAAAGAUAGAGCCACGAUUUCAACUUAAAUCUUAUAAAAUUCAUAUUAGCCAGGUAGCACUGUCACUGGGCUAGUAACAGUGAAACUUUUAGAUAAAACUCUGCUGAAUUCAAAUAUAUCGCUAUUUUAUGUUGUUUCCUUUUAAAACUCAUCAAGUUUAAAUACCUCGAUUGGGCUUUCAUAAAUUUCCAAGUAAGGUGUGAUAACCUUUACGAUAAUCAACCCAGAGCUAAUGGUCAUAGAUGCCUACCUUUCAACUGGCUAUCUAGCUUUCAAUAUCCAGAAUGUUGUUUAUUUCUAGGCGUGGCAAUCGAGUAAAAGAAGUUAGACAUUUGACUUUUAAAAUGCCGAACUUAAACAACGCUUUAUUAAUAAUACAGAAAUAUCAUUAGGACUAGUUUCAAGUUAAUAAUUUGGAAGAGGUCAGUUUACAUAUGUUCCAGUGUUAAACUAGACUGCUCUCAUUGUUGAGAUAAGCAAUUAGGGGCAACUGAUUAGAAGAAAUCUAUAUUUUAACAACACCUUUAACUAGAAUAACAAUAGAGCUGAGUUAUCUUUUAAAAUAUUGAACAUAAAUAGAGUGCUUAACAAUAAUGAAAACCUCUAAGUAUAGCUAAUGACUAAUGAAAAGGUUAAUAAGAGUGAUGACUAUCUAAUGUAAAUAAAACUUAAAGAGUAAAUACUUUACCAAGAAUAAAUAACACUUAAUCCAUCAGCAAACUAAAAUUUCACUGUCUAAGGAAGAUUGUUUCCAUUGAUCAAUGGUGGAAUAUUAAGCUUAAGUAUCUAAAAGCUAACAGUGGCGUUUAAAAAUUUUUACCGAAACAAAUCAGUAUCUGAAACCGUAUCUAGUAAUGUGACUAUUUCUAAUAUGACAACUUGGUUUGAACCCAAAGGCGAACUUAUUUUCUUUAAGAGACCCAAUGAUAGACUAACAAUCAAUAUCACAACAGAUAAGACUUAGUACAGCCCAGGGGAUUCAGUAUCUUAUUCUAUAAAAGUCCUUAACUCUACAACUGGUAAAGUUAUUACAACUGAUUCAUAUCUAUCCUUAACAGCAGUAGAUAUUUCUGGCUUAUAAACGAAAUCAAAAGAAAUGAUACUCCCAAAAUCCUAUCAAUCUAGAUUAUAUUUUUCUCAAGAAAUACUCAAUUUUGAGAACGAGAAGUUAUUUAGGCAAAGAGAUUUUGAUUAAGCUUUCCUUCCUAACUAAAAUGAAACAAUAUCCUUAGACCUGUUGUUUGGAGUCUAAUAAUGGAGAAUAGGCUUAUUCAAUGUAUAAAAUCUUGCUACCCUCUCAUCAAAACUUAAGAAUCUCUCACCUUAUGAGACUCAAGCUAUCCAGGGCUUAUAUAAUUAUGUCUUCAAAGCUUUUUAUUCUGAGACUAAAGGAUAAUAUGAGCAUUUAUCUAGCACAAGAUCAGGUGAUUAAGGAUAUUUCGUGAAUCCAUUAGACUAUAUGCAAGCAGUAACUAAUCCCAGAUCUUGGUCUCAUCCUCUUAGAGCUAAUUUUACUUCUGCGCUAGGAAUAGAAGAUCUUACACAAACAGUGUUAUUUCAGUCAGUUAUUACAGUCAAGAAUGGAGUUACUUCUGGAAAGUUUUACUUAAAUGAUAAUAUAACAAACUACUUUCUCACUGCAGAUGCUUUCAAUUCAAAUGGUGUUAUUGGUUACAAUUACUUGUAAAUUAAAACCAUUGAAAACUUUCAAAUAAAAAUAAGUGGACCUGAAUUUAUGGCAAUCGGAGAUUCAGUUAAGAUACCAAUUAAUAUUACUAACCUUAACACUGCUGCAAUUUAAGUAUCUGUCUUCUAAGACCUAUCUAAGUCUCAGUUGGAUUUCAAGCUGAGCAGUCUUCCUAUGUAAAGUGUCUUGGCAGGUUAAACUUUAAGAACUUUUAUUACAGCUACAGCUCUAUAAGUGAAUCCAAACUCUACAUUAACUUUAAUAGCAAAUGCAACUCUGGGCAAUAGAAUUCUUAUGACUAAUGAUUCAGUUUAAAUAUCAAUAGAAGAUAAAACAUAUGAUAAGCAAUAUUAAACAAGAGGAUCAAUUAUAGGAUCUAGUGCAAGAUCAAUAGGACCAUCUAACAUAAACCUAUAAAUUAGUCUUACCAAUGACCUCAUUCAGAAUUCUUCGAAAUAUUACAUAAGCAUAUAUCCUACCUUCAUAUCAAUGCUUGAUGACUCAAUCAAAUCUAUUAGUUAACUUAAAACUGGAAACUUUGAGCAAGUUGCUUCAUCUUUUUAUCCAUUAGCUUUGAAGCUUGAUUUUUUAAAAGGCUUAAUAAUAAAAACUAAUAAUCAACAAGUUAUUCAAUUCUAAAUCUAAAAGAAACUGGAGAGUUAAAUAGAAAUUUUACUGACAUAAAAGAUUUAGAUCGGAUAAAACCUAAGAUUCAAUGGAAAUGAUCUCUCUAAUGAAGCAAUAACUGCGUUUGCUCUUUAAUUCUUCAUUGACAUAAGUACUAUCAUAUCAGUUGAUAAGACCAUUAUUAACUAACUAGCAGGGUAUCUUAAUUCUAGAAGAAAUGGAAGAGGUGGAUUCAUCUAGUCAUUUUCAAAUCCUCUAGUUUAAUCUGUACCUGAAAUGACUCUCAACGCUUACAUUGUGAAUGCUUUGAUAUAUCAUAACUCUUCGAUUAACCUUACCACAGAAAUUAAUACCCUUAAAACCUUUGCAGAUAGCCAAUUAAAAGCUAACAAAUCUGAUGCUUACAUUCUUACUUUAAUUGCCUAGUCUUUAUACAGGUUAAAGAGAACUGCAGAAGCAACAAUUUAUGCCGAUGCUCUCACAAGAUUGACCUAAAAGGAUGGAAGAGUAGUCUCAAAUCGAACUAACUCCAUGUCUGUGUUUUUAUCUAGCGGAAAAUAAUUAGAUAUUGAGACCACAGCAUUAGCGACUUAAGUUUGGAAUAAUGACUUGACAAAAUACUCUAUCUAUACUGUAAAUGCAAUUAGCUAUUUAGCCUCUUAAAUUGAUAAAGGAAUCAUUGGUGGGUCAUAAGGAACAUAUACUGGAUUAAAGGCUUUUAAAAAUUACUUUUAGAAUAGUGGUUUACCCACUAUAAAUGGCAAUGGAAGCUUUACUCUUAAACUAAAUGAUUUACUAAUUUAGACAAAGCAAUUUUAAUCAGGGGUGUAAGAGGCAAUAACCUUUAAUAUCUCUGAUUACAUCAUUAAUAAUUCAAGAAUAUUUGCUCCAGGCUCAACUCUGAACUUUAAUGUGGGAAUAGAUGGAUUUAACUUGAGUUCAGGUCAAUCAAAAGAUUUUAGGGCUAUCCUUUCAAUUUCACACAGAUACUUGGCUAAUUAGAGUUAUGUUCCUGCUCAGCCUGCAAAUCUCACUUCAGAUUUCUAGGUUAUUAUGAAAAACUAGAAAAAUCUAGGUUUAGAAAAUUAAACUGGAAAUAUGUUCCCUAUUUAGGUAUAAUUUUAAAACAUUUUUCCAAGAGGAUCAACCUUAAGUGGAGAGAUUAGUUUAAAUCUUGAUGUCCCUUCAUGCUUAGAAUUUGAUAAAAAGACUGUUAAAAAGUUGAUUGAUAAUGGGGAUAUUAACAAUCUUCUAAUAGAUCCUAAUUCUGGUCGACUCAUACUCUUUAUACCUACAAUGGUUCCUGGUUAAGUUAAAAGCUUCUAAUUAAAUUUCAUGUAGAGAUUUUCUGGAUAAUGCUAACAAAGAGAGAGCAUGGUUUAACAAAGUUAUGGUGAUUUUGAGAUGUAUGCAAAAACUUUAUCAGAAUUAUGA